Molecule: messenger RNA, 2222 nt
Organism: Pseudocercospora fijiensis CIRAD86
Lineage: Eukaryota; Fungi; Ascomycota; Dothideomycetes; Mycosphaerellales; Mycosphaerellaceae
Exons: 1
Coding region: 202-1962 (586 amino acids)
Biological process (GO): mitochondrion organization; phospholipid transport
Cellular component (GO): ERMES complex
Molecular function (GO): lipid binding
Source: RefSeq, a predicted model, not a curated record
GCGAAAUUUUAUCAAGACAAAGCGCUCGAGUACUUACGCACACCUACCACAUUCACGGACGAAGGCUUUGCGCUGCCUGACUCCGCGCGCUGUGUCGCUUCAAUGCACGCGACUGUUUGUCUUGCAUUUGCAGGACUUUGAUCAGCAACGAAUCCAGGCCCUGCAACAGUAACAGCAACAGGCCGCAGCGCUCUCACAAGCAUGGCGUUCAACUUCAACUGGUCGCCGCUCAUCGCGGACACCGAGCGAGUGCGCGAUAUGCUCACCAAUGCGCUCAAUAAAUCGCCGAAGCCGCCCAUCAUUGUUGACGAUAUCAUUGUGAAUGAGCUGAAUCUUGGAUCUACGCCGCCGGAGCUCGAGAUAUUGGAGAUAGGCGAUUUGGCAGAAGAUCGAUUUCGGGGAAUAUUCAAGAUGAGCUAUACCGGAGACGCGUACCUCACGCUGAAGACGCGAGUGCAAGCGAAUCCGCUGAAUACCUAUCUAUCAACAAAACCGAGCUUCGCGAGUCCGCAACCUUUGGCGGCAAGCAGCAGCUUGACAAUACCUAUACAGAUCUCGUUGUCGGAGAUUCGUCUGUCUGGUUUCGUCAUAUUGGUGUUUUCGAAGCAGAAAGGCAUCACGAUUGUCUUCCGAAAUGAUCCUCUCGAAAAGCUGAAAGUAUCCUCAACUUUCGACUCAAUCCCAUUUGUGCGAGAUUAUCUGCAGAAGACGAUCGAGAACCAGCUACGGACUCUAUUCAUGGAAGACUUGCCUGCCAUCAUCCAUCGACUCUCUUUGCAGAAGUUCAGCCCGGAAUAUCAAACGGCCGAGAACCAGGAGCCAAAGAAGAGUUCGAAUAGCAAUCCAGUGGAUCGUUUCGUGAACCCAGCAUUACUUGACGACGAAGUCGAAAGCGAAUCAUUUUCCCUCGACCCACCCGCAGAAACUUACGCCUCAUUCUCCCAGAAGAACAUGGUGCGUUUAGCAGCUCUCACCGAGAGCCAGAAGACUCUGAGCCUGUUCACACCUAGUAUAAGAGAUUGCGUCUAUCGAGCUUGGGCAAGUGCACAUCGCGAUGACUUCAGCGGGACAAACUCGCCAACACGACCCGUCACUUUGUCUAGACUGCAAUCCUCGAUCGCCUUGCACAGCACAGUAUCCUCAGCUGCUUCGCAGGCUUCCGGAGCAGGCUCAGAGGCUACUAGGCCAAGUCUUGCCAGCAUGCACUCUACCGGAACAGUAUACAGCCUUGGAAGUGGAAUAUCACGCACGAGGCCGGGCAAGAAGAGGAAACACCGCGUUGUCAACCUCAGGAAGAACAAGGAUGACAAGGAUACCGUUGAUACUUUCAGCUUGUCCAGUGGUUACGAUGAUAGCGCAAGUCGAAGUCUCAGUGAGUCUGGCCGAUCAAACGCUGUCAAAUCGAGCACAGAGGCCACCACUGCGCCAUCAAGCAAGCUGCGAGAGGGAGAAAUCACGACACCACCGAAGAGUCCAGGGAAGAGAAUCGACUCGCGCACGACGGAUCGCACUGCGUCGAUGAAUAGCCGGCAAGUGCCACAAUCACGACCAGAGACGCCGAAACAGUCUCUCAGGCCACCUGUCGAGGAGGAUCUUGACCGCACCCCUCGAGCAUCAACUGUGCUGCCGCAGAAGACAGUCAAAGCCGAGAAGCCAUCUACCUCAACUAGAAAUCAAUUCCCAGAAAUGCGAUCAUUCCCAUCACGAUCGCCUUCUCCAGAGCUGCGACGAAGCUCGAGCGAUAAUAGUCGUACAUCAUCGGACGUCAAAUUGCAAAGUCUCCUCUCUGCGUUUAGCGAAGGCAGCUCUGGUGGUAUUCUUGAACAAGCUUGGAUGCAGAAAAUGGCUUCCGAGAUUGCUAAGAAGGUCGAGCAGGAACGGGCGAAGCAGAAGGCCUGGCGAGCGUCCUCCGAGGACGGCUUGCGCGAUGGCGAAGAAGCGCCGCCUGCAUAUGUUUCAUGAAGCUUGUGUUAUUUGCGAUCUUUCAUUCUGAGCGCGGCGUCGGGGACUUUAAACAGGAAAGGAUGUUACGAUGAGAUGCCCUCACGAGACUCGUUUGAGCGAGCUAUGCAGCAUGUUUGGGCCAAUAUUGAAGGCGGACCUCAGUGUGGAUAUCGCACCUCUUUGUAACGACAAUACCUGGUGGUAGAACACCAAGCCUCGAGCUUGAUUGUACAGAUUAUAUUCAUAGAUCCUCCACAGCGAGGUAAUUUACCUCUUGU